Molecule: messenger RNA, 381 nt
Organism: Talaromyces amestolkiae
Lineage: Eukaryota; Fungi; Ascomycota; Eurotiomycetes; Eurotiales; Trichocomaceae
Exons: 2
Coding region: 1-381 (126 amino acids)
Biological process (GO): cristae formation
Cellular component (GO): MICOS complex; mitochondrial crista junction
Source: RefSeq, a predicted model, not a curated record
AUGGGCUUCAUGGCUGGAUUUUUCGGCGGCUUCACCCUGACAGCAUCAGUCCUCUACCUAAGCGUCCAAGUCCAUCGCUCAACCCGCCUAGCGCAACGAGAUGCCAUACGUGAACAGGUCGAAAUCUUGAACGAUAUCUCCUCGCCUUUAGGUGCCUACUAUCGCAGAUUCGGCCAAGAAAACGAUUUGCAAAAGUCAGCAAUCGCGCCACUACCACCACCACCACAAAAGAAACCUUCCGCGGAGGAACUACUCAAGCAACAAUGGAAUAAAGAAGUAGAGGCAUUGGCGAAGAAGACUGUCACUUUACGUUGGCAGGAUGUCACCAACACGGCCACAGAGGUGGCUAGGGUGAUAUCAGACUUGGUGAAACGGCAAUGA